Carassius auratus (goldfish) is the source of this 4518-nucleotide messenger RNA. It is a transcript of the gene ppp2r2ca, whose product is annotated as protein phosphatase 2, regulatory subunit B, gamma a. Gene Ontology annotation, cellular component: protein phosphatase type 2A complex. The coding region runs from base 52 to 1398 and encodes 448 amino acids. Lineage: Eukaryota; Metazoa; Chordata; Actinopteri; Cypriniformes; Cyprinidae. The transcript is spliced from 9 exons. The record is from RefSeq and is a predicted model, not a curated record. Gene Ontology annotation, molecular function: protein phosphatase regulator activity; protein binding.
AUUGGACGGCUCUGCUCCGGACGGGCGCGCUUACGCACUCCGCUGCUUCCGAUGGGUGAGGACGGCGAGAACACCAAAAUCAAUCACAGCUUCCUCCGAGACUAUGUCACAGAAGCUGAUGUCAUUUCUACAGUGGAGUUUAACCAGACGGGGGAUCUGCUGGCCACAGGGGAUAAGGGGGGCCGAGUGGUCAUCUUCCAGAGAGAGACAGAGUCUAAAGGUGAAUCUGAGGAGCUGGGAGAAUCGGGUGAGUAUAAUGUCUACAGUACGUUCCAGAGUCACGAACCGGACUUCGACUAUCUGAAGAGUUUGGAGAUUGAGGAGAAGAUCAAUAAGAUCCGCUGGCUGCCACAGCAAAACGCUGCCCACUUUCUCCUCUCUACCAACGAUAAAACAAUAAAGCUAUGGAAGGUGAGCGAGAGAGACAAGCGACCAGAGGGCUACAAUCUGAAGGACGAAGAAGGGCGAAUAAAGGACAUCUCCACCGUGACCUCAUUACGGGUGCCGGUCCUGAAGCCCACUGACCUGAUGGUUGAGGUACGGCCGAGGAGAAUCUUUGCCAACGGCCACACCUACCACGUCAACUCCAUCUCAGUCAAUAGUGAUGGCGAGACAUAUCUGUCUGCUGAUGAUCUCAGGGUCAACAUGUGGCACCUGGAUAUCACCGAUCGAAGCUUCAACAUUGUGGACAUUAAGCCAGCCAAUAUGGAGGACCUGACGGAGGUGAUAACAGCUGCAGAGUUCCACCCACAGCACUGCCACCUGUUUGUAUACAGCAGCAGUAAAGGCACGCUACGCCUCUGUGACAUGAGAGAUUCAGCACUCUGUGACAAGCACUCCAAAAUCUUUGAGGAGCCAGAGGACCCAGGCAAUCGAUCUUUCUUCUCUGAGAUCAUCUCGUCGGUUUCUGAUGUUAAGUUUAGCCAUAGUGGACGUUAUCUGCUCACCAGAGACUACUUGACUGUCAAAGUAUGGGACCUCAACAUGGAGAAGGGCCCAGUGGAGACCUACCAGGUUCACGAGUACUUAAGAAGCAAACUCUGCUCUUUGUAUGAAAACGACUGCAUCUUUGACAAGUUUGAGUGCGUCUGGAACAGCACAGACAGUGUAAUCAUGACAGGAGCGUAUAACAGUUUUUUCCGGAUGUUCGAUCGCGAGACCGGCCGGGGUGUAACCCUCGAGGCAUGGCGUGAGAGCAGUAAACCGCGUGCCGUGCUGCGGACUCGCCGCAUUUACACUGGGGGCCGGCGUCGGCGGGGUGACGUGGGCGUGGACAGUCUGGACUUCACAAAAAAGAUUCUGCACAUGGCUUGGCACCCGGCUGAAAAUAUCAUCGCCAUUGCAGCCACCAACAACCUCUAUAUCUUUCAGGACAGGGUGAACGCAGAAAACAUGUGACGAACCUGUGUAAAGCUCUUCACAGGGCCACACACAAACCAACAUGCACAUAUAUAAAAAAAAUAAUAAUGAUACUUUAAAACACAGAAUUUUGGUCCUGUGGAGAUGGACGUAGUUGCCAGAACCUGAAAGUAAACAGAUGGACUUUGCAGUAAAGCCGUUCCAGGAGAGCAGUUAUGUAUAGCCAGUGACUUUAUCUGAUAACUGUUGGUUAUUUACUUCUCCAAGAAUGUUGCCAAUGAGCUACGGUACGUGGAAUUUCCUCGGCAUCACAGUUAGCCAAUCCUGGACUUAUUUGAUAUGUGAGGGAUGGUGUUGUCGGCCAAUCCUUGACUUCGCUGAUCUUUGAUUGAGAGCUAAUUUGGGCUAAAGACCAGAAAUGAGACCGCUCCACUCCUCUGUGCCAGGUUGCCUGGAGACAGGUUACUCAGUUGCCAUGGUAACAAGAGUGCUCUGAGCAGUCUUCCUAUCACGUGCUUCCCAAAAGAAUCCCACAAUGCAUCUGCUAUACGAGCACUCAUUUUACUUCACAUCAGAACAUGGAUGCCUAUACGACCCAAUCACUAUAUCGCACUUGGAGGAGGUUUAUUAAAUUCCAGUACUUGUCUCAUGCAUCCUAACGGAAGGAUUGAUCCACACUGUCUUAACCUGGUUACACCUCACGAUGGGUUACAUUUACACCUGUAUGGUAAAAAAAAAAAAAAAAAGAACAAGGGUAUAUCACACCAGUAACACGCUUUCAGAAAAGCCUUCUGCAGAUUUGUGCACAGUAACUGACAUGCGUUCGGUUCAAACUCUGAUCAAGUCUCUGGUUUCACAGAUUUCUGGGCUCUCACAGUGAAGCACUGCCUUUUUAUUUAUGAUUGUAGCUGAUCCCUCAAAAGGAAAUUUAAACAGCCAUGUUGGAAAUACAGAUGAAAAUAGUGGCACAGGCUACAGAACAGUGCAGAAAGACAUGAAAAAUCAGUUUGUUCAUUUUAAAGAAUAUUCCGGUAAAUGCUUUACCACAAACAAUAAUUUUGACACAUUACUCUGUUUUGUUAAAGUUGUAGAGUAAUGUACUUUCAGUGGAAGUCAGUGGGGCGUUCUGAAUGGUUUAAAAGCAAAAUGUGCAGCUUGUAUUUUUGUUGAAAUGCUUAUAUGAGUGACUCCGAAGCCUCUCAUUUUCCACAAAAAUAUCUGAAUACACCAAUAUUUUUCCAGUUGUUUGCGAUUUUCUGAGUUAGUACUUUAUAAAUAUUUUUUACUUAAAGUUUUUACCCAAUAAAAUAUUUCAGAGUUUGACGUGAUUAGAAAAUAAUGUAUAUUUAACAUGUAUAUGUUUUAAGUUGUAGUUUUAAGAUUUUAUUAACAUUAUUUUGUUGGUCAAGGAGUCACACUUUUAAAAUUAGGUUUCCUCAUAUAUGCAGAUUUUAAAGGGGGGGGGGGGUUGAUUAUUAUUUCACUUUAGUUAGUGUGUAAUGUUUCUGUUAGAAUAUAAAUAAAUAAAAAUCAAAGUUCAAUGCAAAGUUAGAUUUUUUUACAAGGACUACAAAAAAGACUGGUAGGGACUACAACGAGCUUCUUCCCAGGUUUGUGACAUCACUAACCCCGAUGUUUACAUUAACCCUGCCCCCCUGGGGAACAUGCAGUAAUACAUAAUGGAAAGGGGGCAUGAAGUUUCCAGACAAUUUGCAUAGGCGGUUAACGAAUCACAACAUACUGGGCCAGCUAACCAAUCUGAGCCCAAUUUUGUAUUUCCUACUACCAAGAACUCAACAGAUUGUUUUGACGAGAACAGAAACAGUGGUGUAGAAUAAAGUUAAAAUAAUGCAUAAAAAAAACUAAGCAUAAAAACAUGUUACACUGCUCCCCAUAAGCACAGUCACGGCUUCAAAAAAAGCUGAACAACCAACCUUCAAAAUUAGGAUACCUCAUGUAUGCAGGUUUUACAAAAAUCGUUCGGUUUUCUUUUGGUUUUGAGGCUAUACUGUCAAACGGUAUUUAAUUUUUAUCCCCCCCCCCCCCCAAUGUUGCUAAUUCCUUGCCCCCUGGAUUUCCAUCAUAAGUGCAUUAACAUAGUUGAGGAUGUGUCAAAAUUGCAUUUUGUGGCAACAUGACAAAUAGCUUAUCUUUGAAAAAAAGAGAAAAAAAAUCCUAAAAUAGCUUAUCUUGUAUUGAAUUUGGAAUGUUCCAAUAUGUAGCAGCUAGUAAGUGGAUAAACUAUGUGUAAAUGUGAAUCUCUGCACACCGUGUUUUCUACGAUCACACAGGUGUACAUGUAACUCUCUAUCCACUGUAGAAAGAACACGGCAAGUUAUCUUUCGUUUAAGGUGCCAUUCACCUUCUGGGUGACUGUUUGUUUGGUGUAGAUGUGGUAAUGAAUUGUAGGGUGUCUGUGUAGACUAUGAUACGGAGGUCAGUGAUUGUUUUUGCUAUAUGAACAAGGCUGAAUGAAUGUAACAUUCUUUUAAUGACUCCAUUUUUAAAGUGUUAUGAUGUAAACGGGGUGCUCUCAAACUGACGAGCGAGCUUGCUUGCUUGCUUUCUCAUUUUCUUUGACUUCGUCCCUUUUCUGGUGUUCACGUGUUUGUCUGUCCCAUUUUUCUAGUACUCUUUGCUCUACAUAUACUGAGGCUGUGCCUCUUACAAUCAGUCCCUCUACUCCUAUUUUUACAUUUGUAGUUCAUUCACAUUGUUUUUGUACCCCGAGACAAUGAUUCUUAGCUUUAUUCACUCUGUUCCCCUUUCUCUCACACACUUUAAUUCUCUUACAUCCGUUACCAUGGCAAUAGGACUUCUGCCAUAAUGCAUUCUCUCAUGCUUUCCUCUCAGACAUGCAGUGAAACACACACUCACAUUCACAAUGCAACCAGGGAAUAAUAGCUUGAGUUUUUCAGGGCACACACACACACACACACACACACACACACACACACACACAAAUACGCCUAUACAAGCAAGCAUACACACAAAAACGCAUGUUUAUCAUUAUCCAGUGUUACUAAUGUGUAUAUCUAUGAUGCCUAAACAUAUUCUAUUGACACUUAAUGGAAAAAUGGAAAAAUAAAAGAGGCAAAUGGAGUAAUGAAAUUAAAUUAAUAUGACAUCUGUACUUAGAUUAUACAGUUUUCUUUUCAG